UAGGUUGACAGCAAGCCGCAUAUGCACUAAAUACCUGUCACCUCCAUUGGCCUCCACGUGUUCUCUUUCUUCUUCAACCAGACUUUUCUAGCUGUGAAGAAAGAACAAGAAGCCGACCGUUCAAGAACCCAAAACGCUUUAAGAUCAAAUCACCAGAAUGACCUCUCUUACUUCACGUUUGAUCCAUUCAAGAACUUCACUCUCCAAAUUAUAUACAAUGGCUGUAUCAAGUAAUGGGAGAUAUUUAUCCACUGAUUCGAAUAAGGUUGAUGAACCCUUUAAAGUUGAGGAGGCUGAGACAUUGAAUGUACCUCCACCACCAACAGAGAAGUUGCUUGUAUUGGGUGGAAAUGGAUUUGUUGGCUCUCACAUCUGCAAAGAAGCUGUAGACCGUGGCUUAACAGUUGCUAGCCUCAGCAGGUCUGGUAGGCCAUCAAUACAGGAAUCAUGGGUUGACAACGUGAUCUGGCAUCAAGGAAACCUACUAUCAUCUGAUUCGUGGAUGGAAGCCUUAAAUGGGGUCACCUCUGUUAUUUCUUGUGUUGGUGGUUUUGGCUCGCAAUCUUAUAUGUAUAAGAUUAAUGGAACUGCAAAUAUAAAUGCAAUUAGAGCUGCUUCAGAAAAAGGUGUAAAAAGAUUUGUUUACAUCUCUGCUGCUGACUUUGGCUUGGUCAAUUACUUGCUGCAAGGUUAUUAUGAGGGAAAGAAGGCUGCUGAAACAGAGUUGUUGACCAAGUUUGCAUAUGGAGGAGUGGUUCUCCAGCCUGGGUUUAUUUAUGGAACUCGCAAUGUUGGAAGUGUGAAGUUACUUCUUGGUGUAAUCGGUUCUCCAUUGGAGAUGGUUCUCCAACAUGCAAAACCACUUAAACAGCUUCCCCUCAUUGGACCCUUGUUCACUCCCCCUGUCAAUGUUACUGCCGUGGUGAAAGUUGCGGUAAGGGCAGCAACUGAUCCAGUUUUCCCUCCUGGCAUUGUGGAUGUUUAUGGAAUACUGCGUUAUAGCCAGCAGCAAAGAGCAAGAUAGAUUUGUUGAUAUCGAGAGUUCAUCUGUUUUCUUCACCAAUAUAGAGUUCACCAUCAAUAUCAAGAUUUCAUCUGUUUUCUUCUUCUCUGUAAGUUUUCAAAAUGUUAGCUGUUGGAGUUGGAAUCGAAGCAUUUUGUGAACUGGAGACUCACAAAAAGGUUCCAUUAACAUACCUGAUGAAAUAAAAAUACAUGAUAAGAACCAGCUCAUA
Molecule: messenger RNA, 1235 nt
Organism: Populus euphratica (Euphrates poplar)
Lineage: Eukaryota; Viridiplantae; Streptophyta; Magnoliopsida; Malpighiales; Salicaceae
Exons: 10
Coding region: 158-1024 (288 amino acids)
Cellular component (GO): mitochondrion
Molecular function (GO): protein-containing complex binding
Source: RefSeq, a predicted model, not a curated record